AUUCGGAGCCAUCCAAAUUCCGGCGAGGCUUUCUUCACGCUCAACGAUGAACACCCGUCGCCAUAGCCUUGCUCGAAUCUUCGAAUCCAUUGGCAGGUCCUUAUCUUAUUCAUCUUCCUCGACCUCCGCCUCUGCUACCUCCUCCCAAGUCCCUCGGACUUUGGCCGGACUCCGGGAACGACUUGCCGCCGAAUCCCCCACGCUUUCUGACUUUGUUAGCCUGAAAUCUUCUGAUUCGUAUUCCGUGGAGGUUGGUACGAAGAAGAAGCCCCUUCCUAAACCUAAAUGGAUGAAGGAAUCGGUGCCCGGUGGCGAGAAGUAUGUUCAAAUCAAGAAGAAACUCCGCGAAUUGAAGCUUCAUACGGUUUGUGAGGAGGCUAAAUGCCCUAAUUUGGGGGAAUGCUGGUCUGGUGGAGAAACGGGCACGGCCACUGCUACGAUUAUGAUUCUUGGAGACACUUGUACCCGGGGCUGCAGGUUCUGUAACGUGAAGACAUCACGAACUCCACCUCCACCAGACCCCAAUGAGCCGCAAAAUGUUGCUGAGGCAAUCGCAUCAUGGGGGUUGGAUUAUGUGGUUAUCACUAGUGUGGAUCGCGACGAUUUACCUGAUCAGGGGAGUGGUCAUUUUGCAGAGACCGUGCUGAAACUUAAGGUGUUGAAGCCAAAUAUGUUGAUCGAAGCAUUGGUCCCUGAUUUUCGAGGGGACCCUGGCAGUGUAGAGAAAGUUGCAAAGUCGGGCCUUGACGUCUUUGCUCAUAAUAUAGAGACAGUUGAAGAGCUUCAGGGAGCAGUUCGGGACCAUCGUGCUAAUUUUAAGCAAUCAUUAGAUGUUCUAGUUAUGGCAAAAGAGUUUGCUCCUUCUGGAACACUUACGAAGACUUCCAUUAUGUUAGGCUGUGGGGAAACACCAGAUCAAGUCGUGCAAACAAUGGAGAAGGUGAGAGCUGCUGGAGUUGAUGUGAUGACAUUUGGUCAGUACAUGAGACCUUCAAAGCGCCACAUGCCUGUAUCAGAAUACAUUACACCAGAGGCUUUCGAGAAGUAUCACAAUCUUGGCAUGAAAAUGGGUUUUCGGUAUGUGGCAUCUGGCCCAAUGGUUAGGUCCUCAUACAAGGCAGGAGAAUUCUAUAUCAAGUCAAUGAUUGAAUCAGAUCGGGCAGCUUCUAAUUCACAUCCUACACAACCUUGAUUUGGUCAUCUGUCUCCGACAAUCCCUACAUAAGCAACCAUGUUGCAUUUAAGCUCAACAUAUUUGAAAAAUGAACUUGUUAUUUGAUUGGUUUGGCCACUCAUUUGUCAAUUCCGACGCUCUUGAUCUGCUGUAGAUGUAUAUUAUUUUGCUUGGCUUUAUAUAAUAAGUUACUAACGUUUCCCUUUCCUCC
Molecule: messenger RNA, 1385 nt
Organism: Cucurbita maxima (winter squash)
Lineage: Eukaryota; Viridiplantae; Streptophyta; Magnoliopsida; Cucurbitales; Cucurbitaceae
Product: lipoyl synthase 2, mitochondrial
Exons: 4
Coding region: 47-1192 (381 amino acids)
Biological process (GO): lipoate biosynthetic process
Cellular component (GO): mitochondrion
Molecular function (GO): 4 iron, 4 sulfur cluster binding; lipoate synthase activity
Source: RefSeq, a predicted model, not a curated record